Plasmodium gaboni is the source of this 1506-nucleotide messenger RNA. RefSeq lists its product as hypothetical. The record is from RefSeq and is a predicted model, not a curated record. The transcript has a single exon. Bases 1 to 1506 code for a protein of 501 amino acids. NCBI's taxonomy places the organism in Eukaryota, Apicomplexa, Aconoidasida, Haemosporida, Plasmodiidae.
AUGAGUAAAAAUAAAAAAUCUAUUAUUACAUCAUUUACUACAAAACUACAAGAAAAGGUAAAGGAAGAAAAGAAAAGCAAUAACAAGAUAAACAAUGAUGUUAUGAAAUUAAUAAAUAAAGAAUUAAUAAUUGAUUAUUCUACUAAUCAAAAGGUAAAUGCUAAAUUAUUGUUAAACAAAUAUUUGAAUGUUAUUAAUUAUUUAAUGAAAGAAAAUAUAAAUUUAAAAAAAAAAAUUGAAAAUUUAAAAGUGGGCUGUAUUCAAAAAAAUGAUAUUAUAGUUCAUUAUGAAAAAGAGUUAAAAGAAAAAAAUGAAAUUAUUAUUAAAUUGAAAAAAAAUAUAUCACCUGAUAUGUUACAAGAAUGUGAUAACACAUAUGAUCAUAAGAAUUAUCACGUGGAACAUAAUGAUAUCAGUUCUGAUCAUAUACAAACAAGUAAAUAUAUAUUAUCAACAAAAGGAGAUAGAGACUAUAACAUAAGUAAUAAUAAAAAUACUCCAUAUAAUAUAAAUCAUUCCCUAUUUAAUAAAAAGGAUGAAGAAACUAAUAAUGAUGAUAACAUAUUUUUAAAUUAUGGUUAUAAUGAAAACAUAAAUUAUCAAACUAAUACAUUUCAUAAUAAAUAUAUACAACAUAAUGAUCAGCAUCAUAAGAAAAAUGUUUGUAUGGUAAAAGAUAAUAUCGCACCUAAAAAUGAAUCAUCAUUUAAUCAAAUUGUCAACCGUAUUAGUAGUAAUGAUUAUAAAAAAUAUUCGAGCAAUAAAAAUAUUAAUAUUGGAAUGAAUCAUGAAUAUAUAUAUAAUAAUAAUUAUAAUAUAAGUAAAUCCAAUGUAUCAAAUAGUUGCAAAAAAAAUAACAGUAAGGAAAAUAUAAAUUUCAUAAGAAACGAUUCACAAUAUUUUUUAUAUAAAAAUGAUAAUUUAUCUAAUGAUGAUAAAUAUAUUGAUGAAUUGGAUAAUCUAAUAAACAAUUCAAAAAGUGUACAUAAUAUGAUAACACCAGAGCAUUUAAAUAAGUGCGAUAUACAAUGUAACAAUAAAGAUGAAGAAAAUAUUAUUAUUUAUGAUUAUUCUAAGGAGACCACUAUUUCAUCAAGUGAUGGGGAACAAGAAAAUGAUAUUUCUCAAAAUUGUGAUACGCAAGAUCCAAAAUAUAAAACGAAUAAUGAUUAUACAAUAAAAACAACACAAAUAAUUAAUAAUAAAAUAAAUGAUAAUAACAAUAAUAAUGAUAUUUAUAAUGGAAUGCAUAAAAGUAAAGACCAUAUUAAUAAAAUCAGUUUUAUGGAAGUUGAUAAACGUAUCAUAAAUAAAAAAAAUGAUAAUGAUGUAAAAACAAUUACUCAUGAACAUGAUAUAAUAAAAGAUGACAAAACAUAUGAUACAUCAUCAGAAAAAAAUAUUAAAUUAUUAGAAAAAAGUACGGAAAAUGAAGAAGACGAUGAUAAUUAUGAAGAUCUGGAAAAUAUUAUGUCUACAAUAUUAAAGCUUCGAAAAAAUGCAUAA